CAGUUUCCCUUAUUUUUCUCCCUUAGCUGCAGAAUCGGAAGGUGUGAAUGUGAAGCCAACUUCCUUCUGUGAGUAUUUGUUGGUGAGAUUAGCGUGACUCUGGUUAAAUAUCGCUGCUCCUCAGAUAUGUGGACAAAAAGCUGAUUUGACUCUUCGUCCAUACAAAAUGGAUUCACAGACAACUGCUAAUGUUGAGUAUAGUCAAUGAUGGUUGUGAUUGUCCCUUUGAAUGAAGAUCCUGACGUUAGCAUAGCUUAGAACUGUGCUAAGCUACAUGAGGUGAAGAACACUGUUGAUCGAAUCUAGUGAAGGACUUGUUUUUUCACAGGCUGAAUCCAACUGGUCUUUCUAAAGGUUUGUUGGAGUUAUAACAUGUCAGCCCGGGUUUAGGUCAUUUGCAGUCACAGGAGCUCACUGACGGCCUCGGACAUCCAUUGGAGCAUUCACUCCAGGCUCAGAGACCCAGCAGCACCGACCAUGUCAACACAACCCUGGGCCGGUGCUCCCGGCUGCUGCGCUCCCAGCUCGGAGGACUUUCCACCGGCUCCCCGGGCUGUCGUCAACCCCCUGAGCCUGGAGAAACUGUCCUGCGCCUCUUUUCUGAGCGCGGGUCAAGUGAUGCAGGCGGAACCCAUCUCCUAUGUGACCCUCCAGGAGCAGCGGUGCGUCCUGAGCUGGUUCCAGGGAUGGACCAGCCCCCAGAAGGAGCGGUUCUUGCAGGACCUGCUCGGUAAGGCUGUGCCCGGGAAGGUGUGCACCCUCCUGGAUUCGCUCAGUACUCUUCAGGUAAAUGACAAACUACCAAACAUCUUUGAAUGCCAGCUGCGCCUGUGGUCACAGUGGUUCGAGUCUUGGGGAGAAGAGGAGAGGAAUCACUUCCUGCACAUUCUGGAGGAAAGAGAUCCAGUGUUUGUUUCCCACUUUUACAGCAGUGUGGCUGGUACAGCAGGAAGAGACUGAGCGAUGUCCACACUGUGACGGAAAUCAAGUGAAGGUUGAAAAACAAAACGUGUUACAGAAGUGACGUGUGGUGGGCAGAGUGUAUUAAAUCUGAGCUAUUUUGAUUUUUUUUUUUUCAAACAAAUGUUGGAUCAGACUGAUUUUUGAAGUUAAACCAUUUCAUAUAAGGAUCAGGAAUUAUAAUUCAAAGCAGUUCACAUUUCGUCAGCAAAUAUUUUAUUUGCAAAGCAACAUUUUUUCAUUCAUUUCAGAACUUUCUGUGUAAUAGGUGAUGUGCUGACAUGUAUUGACCGAUUGGUGGUAAUUUGAAGUAAGCAGAUCCACAUCUGGAUGUAAGAACAUCAAAUUUACAAUUGUACACUUUUCUUCCUGUACCAAUUGAUUGAAAUCCCUACAAGGACUUGGACAAGAGACCGAACAUUUUCUUUUUUACACAUGAAUCAAAUAAACUGCAUCUUGUAUAUUUGAAGUGUUUUAUUGUCUGAACUAUUCGACAGCAUCUAUAAAUAGGGGAGAGCGGGGUAAUGUGGGACACCGGGUAAUGUGACAUAUCCCCUGUAUCUAGGCAACGGAACACAUUUGUGGUCAUGUGACCAUUAUGUUUUCAAACCCCUCCCAUUCCCCCCUUGCCAUGAAGUAGAAGUUGGUGCUGGUGCUGUGGAAAGUAGUUUUUUUCACAAAAAUGUGUUUUAUGCAUGUUAAAGUAAAUUUUCUUGCUUUGAACUUAAUCAACAAAUUGAAUCAGGUAGAGAAAACUUAUAUCAUACAUGUUGGUGAACUUCCAACAUAUAAAAUCAUGUGAUUGAUGCUAGCUGAAGAUUAGCCUGAAUUGCUAAGAGAUUUUGUUUUUCUAAAACGGUUGCUGUGGAGUAAAGUGGGACAAAUGCUGCAAGUUAAGUUUAGUCUUAAACAUAUUUUAAUGUUAUAUUACAGAUAUAUGUUUUAUUUUUAAUGUCAUAAACAUUGUAUAAAAGCCAUCAUGCCAAGGAACUACACCAGGAAGACAACCUGGGGCCAAACACCCCUCGCAGAGAUGGAGAGUGCAGCCGCUGACGUCAUGCAAGGAAAGAAGUCCUGAAGAAAAGCUGGAAGGGAUAGAAAUAUUGAUAAGACAACCCUCAAAAGAUUCAUGAAGAAAAAAGAGAAA
Messenger RNA from Platichthys flesus (European flounder), 2107 nucleotides. RefSeq names its product chromosome 14 C14orf119 homolog (gene c14h14orf119). Bases 478 to 960 code for a protein of 160 amino acids. The transcript has 2 exons. NCBI's taxonomy places the organism in Eukaryota, Metazoa, Chordata, Actinopteri, Pleuronectiformes, Pleuronectidae. The record is from RefSeq and is a predicted model, not a curated record.